Messenger RNA from Tupaia belangeri chinensis (Chinese tree shrew), 2526 nucleotides. RefSeq names its product zinc finger protein 596. Bases 162 to 1715 code for a protein of 517 amino acids. Gene Ontology annotation, cellular component: nucleoplasm; chromatin; nucleus. The transcript is spliced from 6 exons. Gene Ontology annotation, biological process: regulation of cytokine production; regulation of immune system process; negative regulation of transcription by RNA polymerase II. NCBI's taxonomy places the organism in Eukaryota, Metazoa, Chordata, Mammalia, Scandentia, Tupaiidae. Gene Ontology annotation, molecular function: RNA polymerase II cis-regulatory region sequence-specific DNA binding; DNA-binding transcription repressor activity, RNA polymerase II-specific. The record is from RefSeq and is a predicted model, not a curated record.
UGCGCCAAUCCCUCAGCGACCGGCGUCCUAAACUUCCUCUGUUCGCCCGGAAGUAGUCUCGCUGCCUCUGGAUCUUGGCGGCUUGGUUUUCCCUGCUUAGUGCUUGGACUAUCUAUGAGUGAGAAUCCAGAAGACAACAAUGGGAAACUGAGUUAUUGGCAAUGGAUCCACUGGAAUCAGUGACCUUCGAAGAUGUCAUUAUAAACUUCACUCAGGAAGAGUGGGCCCUACUAGGCACAUCUGGGAGAAAGCUGUAUGAAGAUGUGAUGCUGGAAAACAUCAGUCAUCUGGUAUCUGUUGGUGAAAUGGUGUGGAUGGUGGAAGCAAGAGGAUUUUCUCAUUGCCAAAGUCCAGGUAGGGGGAUUUCAUAUAAACUGCAAGAAAUCAUACCCACGCAACAGAUCAGCAGGGGGGUUGCACCCACUCUCAUGUCAAUGAAAUCUCCUACUCAAGAAAAUCCAUCUAAACAGAAUAAUUUGGCAAAAAAUGUUACUGAAAGCUCUGCAUUGAGUGAAAAUGUGUUAACUCACACAGCAAAGAAAUCCUUUGUCAACAAACAGUGUGGAAACUCCUUUAAUGACUAUUUAUAUUUUAAUCAAGACAAAAAUGAAACAAGUAAGUCAUAUGAGUGCCAUCUGUGUGGUAAUGCAUUCAUUCGACCAAUUAAUCUUCAACUACAUGAGCAAAUACACACUAGAAAUAAAUCAUGUGUAUGUCAUGUAUGUGGGAAAGCCUUCAAAUAUCCUCAUUCCCUUAGAGCACAUGAGAGAAUACACACUGGAGAGAGGCCUUAUGAAUGUCAUCUAUGUGAGAAAGCCUUCAGCCACUUUUCUUCCCUUAGACAACAUGAGAGAACACACACUGGAGAGAGGCCUUAUGAAUGUCAUCUAUGUGGGAAGUCCUUCAGUCAGUCGUCUUCCCUUAGACAACAUGAGAGAACGCACACUGGAGAGAGGCCAUAUGAAUGUCAUCUAUGUGGGAAAGCCUUCAGUCAUUCUUCCUACCUUAGAAGACAUGAGAGAAUUCAUACCGGAGAGAGGCCACAUGAAUGUCAUCAAUGUGGGAAGGCCUUCAGUCAAUCGUCUUCCCUUAGACAACAUGAGAGAACACACAACGGAGAGAGGCCACAUGAAUGUCAUCUAUGUGGGAAGGCCUUCAGUCACCUUUCUUACCUUAGAAGACAUGAGAGAAUUCACACCAGAGAGAGGCCACAUGAAUGUCAUCUAUGUGGGAAAGCCUUCAGUUACCCUUCUGACCUUAGACAACAUGAGAGAACACACAACGGAGAGAGGCCACAUGAAUGUCAUCUAUGUGGGAAAGCCUUCUGUUACUCUUCUGCCCUUAGAAAACAUGAGAGAAGUCACACAGAAGACAGGCCACAUGAAUGUCAUCUAUGUGGGAAAGACUUUAGUCACUCUUCUUACCUUAGAAAACAUGAGAGAAGUCACACAAGAGAGAGGCCACAUGAAUGUCAUCUAUGUGGGAAAGCAUUCAGUUACCCUUCUGACCUUAGACAACAUGAGAGAACACACACUGGAGAGAGGCCAUAUAAAUGUUACCUAUGUGGGAAGGCCUUUAUUCAGAACUCUCACCUUAAAAAACACAGUCGAACUCAUGCUGGAGAUAGACCAUAUACCUGCCAUCAGUUUGGGAAAACAUUUAGGAAUUGUUCUUCCCUUAUACAACAUGAGAUAAUGUACACUGGAGAGAGAUAAUAUAAAUGCCAUUGUGUGAGAAAGCCUUUAUUCAGAGUGGUAACCUUAAAAAACACAAUCUUAGUCACAUUGGAGAGAAACCAUAUAUAUGCCAGCUGUGUAGGAAAGACUUCAUUCAGAGUCAUAACCUUAAAAACCACAAAUUAAACUCCUACUGAACAGAAACCAUAUGCAUGCCACCUAUGUGGGAGAGCAUUCAUUACAUCUUCUAAAUAUAGACAGCAUGCGGGAAUGCAUACUGGAAAGAAACCAUACAAAUGUCAUCUGUGUGGGAAAGGCAUCAGUUCUUUCCUUAGCAUGAGAGAACACACUGGAGAGAGACCAUAUGAUUGUCAUCUGUUUGGGUGAGCCUUUACUCACAGAUCUUACCUUAUGAAACACAAUCCAACUCACACUGGAAAGAAACCAUACCAAUGCUCCUGCAGCUCUUUUUCCCUUAACACAACAUGAGAAUGCACACUGGAGAGAGACCUUAUGAACAUUAUCUGUAGUUCUUUUUCCCUUAGCAUGAGAGAGUACACACUGGAGAGAGAUUGUAUGAAUGUCAUAUGUGUGUGGGAAAGACUUCAGCAGUUCUUUUUCCCUUAGAUGACAUGAGGGAACACACACUGAAGAGAAACUGUAUGGAAGUCAUCUGUGUGGAAAAAUCUUCAGUAGACUACAUGUCCUUAGACUACAUGAGCAAACUCAGAGAGUAAUAAAUAUUUUCAGUAAUAUGUUCUGACCUAAGUUGACUUAGCAAUAUACAUGUAAUAAAUUUGAAAGAGUGAACAAUAUAUUUGUAAAGUUUAAAAACAUUGUAGAUACAUUC